UCCCCCCUCCCUCCUCCAACCCAAAGAAAAGAAAACAGCGGCGCGGCCACGGGACGCCGCCUCCUCCGCCGCCGCAGUUUCCCAUCCCCCUAUCUAGUUUUGCAACUCGCCUCCCCUCCGGCCGCCGCGUCCCCCGUAUCUGUCCGCUCCCUCGCCAACGACACCGGCCGGCGGCAUACAGGAUGAUGCCACAACCACAACAAAGGACCAUAUGUGGGGCUCCUGCUCUUCAAUAAUAUUUCUAAUUUCAGCAUUGGACCUGAUUGCCACCCAAGCCAAGCCUCGCUUCAACCAAUCCACCCCUGCUUCCACUCUGCUCUUUUCAUCUUCUCUUAUUUAAGCUAAGAAAGAUUCUGAGUUUGCUUGCAUCCAUCUCAUUACACUAGCUACCCAGCACUAUAUAAAAAUAGUUUGUUAAGGCAACUCUACCAUAUAUCAAUCAAUUUCCCCUAGCACAAUGGAGAUGCCGCCGCUCCCUCCUGGAUACCGCUUCCACCCAACUGACGUCGAGCUCACCCUCUACUAUCUCAAGAGGAAGCUGCUGGGCAAAAAGUUGCUCUGCAACGCCGUUGCAGAAGUUGAUAUCUACAAGCAUGCCCCCUGGGAUCUUCCAGCAAAAUCGUCAAUGCCGACCGGGGAUCUCCAGUGGUACUUCUUUUGCACCCGUGGCAGAAAGUACUCUGUUGGGCAUAGAGCUAACCGUUCAACCGAAGGUGGCUACUGGAAGGCUACUGGAAAGGACAGGCAAGUGGUGUAUGAAAAUCGCACUGUUGGCAUGAAGAGGACCCUGGUGUUUCACUCUGGCAAGGCGCCCAAGGGUACAAGGACCGACUGGGUCAUGUAUGAAUAUAGGCUCGUCCAAGGUGAAAUACCUGACGCUGGUGUUAGACUGGAUGAUUCCGUUCUCUGCAAAGUCCAUAAGAAAAGCGGUCCAGGUCCCAAGAUUGGGGAACAGUAUGGCGCUCCAUUUGAGGAACAGGAAGAGGAAUUGAAUGAUGCGAAUGGGGACGCUUCCUGUUUAUCCCCCGCUGCGCCCCAUUCCGCCCCUGGACCAAGCCAUGGUGGUGUGCUGAACUCUGCGGGUCAGCAACUUAGUAACGGCGGUGGGGUUUCCCUGAGCCUUUUGGCAGCAAAUAAUGGCGGCACCAGUGGUGCCCGUCCUGACAGGGCCUCUCACCCAGAUGUUAACUGGGACAGCAUACAUGUAGAGCAGCUAGCUGAUAUCAUCGGUCGUCUCUCGACGAAUCCUGAAGGCCAACAUGGCCCAUCGUCUGAUUUGACGACCGCUAACCAAGACAGCGAAACUAUAUUUGACAUAACGGGGCAGGUCAUCCCUUGUUCACUGGAGAGCAGCCUGUGCAAGCAGUGUGACGAGUGCGGUGUGCGGCUGGCUGACCCUUUGCUGGAACCGGCGGCUGGUGAGCCGUACAUGGAGCUGAAUGACCUGUUGUCGCGGUGCCAUGCUGCCCGGCAGGUUGCAGAUGGCAGCAGCAGCCAGGUGGUGGUGGUGUCGAAUGGUGAGGGCCCUGUGUUGGAUCUGGAGCUGAAGCUUGGGGUUGAGUCCUCUGACAGCGUUGGGCAAAGUAGCGGCGCCGUGUCUGCGGCGGCUUCUGGAUCGGGGGCCCCGUCUAGCUAGAAGAAGUGGUGGUCUCUCUAGCUCAGGGGUGGCAUGGGUAGGUUCUUGAUUGGCGUGAGACGGUGAAGGAACCGUUUUAAUUUUAUUGGUUCCGAUGAUAUAUAUGGAAGGAGAAUGUGUGAAUAUUGGGAGGGUCCCUUUCCCUCCCUUGAGUUUGUUAAGUGAUUGAAUUGGAUGGAGAAGCAUUGGUUGGUUGGAUGGAGAAGUAAAAAGUUUUGCAUUUCAUUAGGUUAGAUUAGAUUAGAUGAUUCCUCUGGGCUGGGCUGGGCUGGGCUGAGCUGACUGUAACAGCAGUGAGUCAGUCUAGACUCUAGAGUGGAUUAAUCAAUCCGAUUAGGUUGACUCUUGACUGUUUAAUUGUCUGUUGGUUGUAUGGUUGUAUGUACCUUACCUGUCCUGACCUGAGACUGAGACAUGAUGAUGAAUUGAUGUUUAGGCAAACAAACAAAUUUUGCUUGCUUGCUUG
Triticum urartu is the source of this 2102-nucleotide messenger RNA. RefSeq lists its product as uncharacterized. NCBI's taxonomy places the organism in Eukaryota, Viridiplantae, Streptophyta, Magnoliopsida, Poales, Poaceae. Gene Ontology annotation, molecular function: DNA binding. Gene Ontology annotation, biological process: regulation of DNA-templated transcription. The record is from RefSeq and is a predicted model, not a curated record.